Vitis riparia (riverbank grape) is the source of this 1859-nucleotide messenger RNA. RefSeq lists its product as uncharacterized. The transcript is spliced from 3 exons. NCBI's taxonomy places the organism in Eukaryota, Viridiplantae, Streptophyta, Magnoliopsida, Vitales, Vitaceae. Bases 493 to 1752 code for a protein of 419 amino acids. The record is from RefSeq and is a predicted model, not a curated record.
UUGAUAUCAAUAAAUUACUUAUAACCGAAUAGAAAAAGCAAAAGUUAUUUGACUUUUUCUAUUCAACUAAAAAACAAACAACACUUGAGACUUGUCAUGCCUAUAACUUCGAAAUAAAAAUAAUUUAAUAUCCUAAAUGUGACUCACAAGAAUAAUUCUAACAUAGAAGUAUAUAUCAUAUAAUGUCAUUUUGUAUUGAUUCAACUUGAAACCUUGAGUACAUAGAAACAUCAUAGACAAUACCGGUUGUAUAAUCAUACGUUUUAUCACGUGCCCUGUGAAUGAUAUUAAAUUCCUUUGAAUGGAUCCCCUUUCAAUUAUUUCUCCAAUUGGAUUAGCAAACUCUUACUCAUUAAAAGCUGUUGGUGAAGCUUACAAAGGCACCUCCGUCGAUUUCGUCUAAGCCUGCCAUCUCCUUGUUUGUCAAAACACUUACAUAUAUAUAAACCUGCUGAUCAAUUCUUCUCUAUCCCUUUCUGGCUCCCUCUUUCCAUGGAGAAGCUAGUGCCUGUACUGCUGGUUUUCUUGGCCUUUCACUUCCUUAAAGCUGCCUCCCAAGAUGUUACUUACUGGUGGAAUAUCGAUUGUGGUAGCGAAGAACGUCGUGAUGAUUACAACCGUUCAAUGACGUGGUUCCCCGACGUCUGGUUCAUCAAAACUGGCUUGAACAAGAAGGUUCCGCAGAAACAACCUAUCGAAGAAAUGAACACGCUUCGGUUCUUCCCUAAUGGGUCGACAGAGCAAAGCUGUUAUCUUGUAGAAUUGAUACCUCAAUUCACAAGCUACAUUGUUCGAGCCGGGUUCUACUAUGGUAACUAUGAUGGUCUCUCUCGCCCGCCCACCUUUGAUCUCACGAUUAACGGCAAAAAUUGGACCACGGUGAACACUACUUCGUCGAUGGGUGGGGGGCCGAUAUACCAUGAAACCAUAUAUGUGUAUCAUGAAUAUGGUAUGAAUGUUUGCUUGGUACAAACCAGGGAAGGCGAGGUACCCUUCAUUUCUUCGAUGGAGUUCAUGGAAAUAGAGAAUCCCCUGUAUACACAGAUGGUGCCAUUCCCUUUAACAUCAGAAAAUGACCCUAAUGCCGCCUUCCAUCUCGUCACUCGGACCAAUUUCGGUGGCCCUGAAGUGAGGAUUGCAAUGGAUAAUUACAGUGAUUCCUACAAUCGCAUAUGGACGAGCGGAUCAACACCAAAAGGCUGUGAGAAUGUUUCCACCUUGCCACACCUCAUCGAGCCAUUAGAAAACGCUCCACCCACUGCAGUCUUGGCUGACUCCAUCGCAUCCAUCAACGCUUCUGAUCCCAUCCUCCUAAUCGUUGAUCUUCCUCCUCUCGAUGGCACACAUCCAGCAUACUUCAUAUUCUACUUCUCUAAUCCAGCCCCCCAAUCCCAGCUCAGCGGCAUCAUCGGUACCAGGGCUACCCAAAUUUACAUCAACGGUCAGCUGAAGUCCAACAUUACAUUCGAGUGGGGCAAGUCCCGGGUUGUUACCAUACAGCCCGUGGAUGUUAUGGGUCUCACUAUCAAUAUAACCCUAGCCCCUGAUCCUGAUUCCAACUUACCAACCAUGAUCAGCGGCUUGGAAGUGUUUACAAGGCAUUACGUAACGUAUGAGGCGCCGGCUCCUCCACCACAGGGGGGUGGCAGAGUGCCUGAUUUUGCACCGCCACCCUCCGCAGCCACACCUCUCCUUCUCAUAUCUGUGUACAUUAUUUUAGCUCAUGUUCUCUAUUUGGUAGUUGUAUUAUAAUUCAUAAUUUCAGAAAUAUUGUAACUCAUACUAUUAAUUAAGCAUGAAAUAAUGGAAGCGGAAUGAAAGAAAAGCAGUACUCCAAGUGCUUUUCUUACCUUUUAAAA